UCGGUUCACGUCUCUCACUUUCAACUUUCCAGGAAACACAAGGAAAAGAAAGAGAGAACAUCCAAUCCCAAGUGUUGGCAGCUCUCGUGACUCCUGUAUUCAGAAAUUACCUUUCUCAGUCCUUCUAGAAAUGAAGCUAAAAGAGAUCCUGUGACUCCACGACUUGCUUUUUUCAGUCUCCCCUCUUGUUAGUUCCUGAUUUCAAAUGGACUAUCAUCAAAUUGUGGUCUAUAAAACACCCUGCGUGGCAUGACAAGAAUCUUCCCAUCGAUUCGAAGUUAGCCGAACAAACAUGGCCGUUGAUCAGCUGAACCCCGAGAACUUCUCUGUUUUGAGCCCGAGGAUUUCGUUCUCUUUCAAUCUCUGCGACUUGGAUGCAGCACAGAAAGCGAUACACUCUCCUCCAUCAAACACUACUACCACUUGUCUUCAAGCAUUAGAUUCGGGGAAUGACUUUGAGUUCUGUCUCUCGGAGAGCUUCAAACCUCAGUCGUCCUCCGCAGAAGAGCUCUUCUCCGAUGGCAAGAUUCUCGCAGUCCCCGUCAAGAAGAAGAAUGUUUCUGAGAGACAGAGGCACUCUGACUGUCCGCUGCCAUCGCGGCCUUCUCCUAAAGAGGGUGUGUCUUGUAAUCCGACGAGGCAUGCUAAAACGAUAUCAAUGGAUCCGGAAGCCAUUUGUGAUGGCAACAUGCCACAUGGCCGGAACAUAAAGGAUGCGAGGUUCAGAGGAGAACGGGCUGACGACAAGCCAUCGAGGUCAUUCUGGAGGUUCAGACGAAGUAGCAGUUUGGGAUCUGCAAAUUCGUAUGGAACGCGCUUGUGUUUCUUGCCGCUUAUGCCGCGGAGCUACUCGACCAGGUCAUCUUCCCCGAACACGAAGCAGCAUCGGCAAAGACUCCCUCCACCGCAGUGUUGGGCGACAAAGAACAAUCAGAAGGCUUCUUCGUCCAAGUGUUUCGGGUCUCAUUACCGACAGAGAGCUCUUCAAGGUAGUCCUGUUGUUCUCAACGUUCCUACAGGGGAUAUGUUUGGGCUGAGCUCGUUAUUUGCGAGUAGGAAGACCAAGAACAAUCACAUAUGAUCCUCGAAUUGUGUCUAUCCUUUUCAGGAUAAGUCUUGCAUGAACAGAACUGCAAGUGAAAAUCGUAUAUACUAUGGCUUAAUCAGACUUUCUCCUAAUAACAGUUGUUUUAGAAGUUUAUGUCGUUAAAAAGGUCUAGGAUACGUCAGAUCCGUGAAUUUCAUCUUUAUUUUUGCUUUUUUUAAGCGUCUGAGGUUAUGGCCUUAUAGCAUAGGCAUAAGACGAGAAGAUAUUGCAUGAUUUGUAGAUCGUGUGGACCAAUAUCAUCUCGUGGAUCUCACCAUAGCCCACAUGAUCGAUGGUUGAAAUAGACGUAGUAGUCUAAACGGCCUAUAAACCGGAUGAUUUGCUCUCGUGUAAGACACGGUUGUUCCUUUGAUUGCUGCUGCCAGGAUGUCCUGCGAAGCAUGGGAGAACUCAGCGUUCUAUGCAAUCCCUCUUGACUCUAGGAUGAUGUAUUUUGAAGGAGCUCAUGUGUCUCUUGCAGCACAGAAUCCAUCUUAAAUUAUCUUUCAAUCAACAACAGCAA
This is a messenger RNA of Syzygium oleosum, 1610 nucleotides long. RefSeq lists its product as uncharacterized. Lineage: Eukaryota; Viridiplantae; Streptophyta; Magnoliopsida; Myrtales; Myrtaceae. The coding region runs from base 293 to 1081 and encodes 262 amino acids. The record is from RefSeq and is a predicted model, not a curated record. The transcript has a single exon.